Messenger RNA from Zootoca vivipara (common lizard), 4392 nucleotides. The record is from RefSeq and is a predicted model, not a curated record. NCBI's taxonomy places the organism in Eukaryota, Metazoa, Chordata, Lepidosauria, Squamata, Lacertidae.
GACCUCGCCUUCUGCUGUGACGUAGCCAAGGCGGUGGGUUGCCCGGAUGAGGCAGGGUUCGGAGCUGUGUCAGCGACUGAGGCGAUGCGGCGGCAGCAGCGGCGGCAGUGGUAGCAGGAGAGCGCCGCUGGACGGUUGAGGAGCGCGAGGAGGAACAAGGGCUGUCUAGGUGAGGUGAAUGAUUUCUCCCUCUGUUAAUUCCCAUUGGGCUCACUUCUUGUGUUGCACCUCACCAAGGGGAGAAAGCCUGCAGUGAUUGGAAAUGGACAGAUAAGGUGACCAUGAUCAUGGACUGUGAAGAAAUCCCUGAGUUUUCAUGUCCAGAGGAAGAAACUGCAUACUGGAAGGAGUUAUCUUUGAAAUAUAAACAAAGUUUCCAGGAGGCCCGUGACGAGCUGGCAGAAUUUCAGGAGGGCAGCAGAGAACUGGAAGCAGAGUUGGAGGCUCAGCUGGUACAGGCUGAACAGAGGAACCGGGACUUGCAAGCAGACAACCAAAGAUUAAAGCAAGAAGUGGAAACUUUAAAGGAGAAACUUGAGCACCAGUAUUCACAAAGCUACAAGCAAGUGUCUUUGUUGGAGGAUGACUUGAGUCAGACCCGGGCAAUUAAAGACCAGCUGCAUAAAUAUGUGAGAGAGCUAGAGCAAUCCAAUGAUGACCUUGAGCGUGCUAAGAGGGCCACAAUUGUUUCCUUGGAAGACUUUGAACAAAGACUGAAUCAGGCCAUUGAGAGAAAUGCCUUUUUGGAAAGCGAGUUAGAUGACAAGGAAUCUCUGCUAGUUUCUGUACAAAGGCUGAAGGAUGAAGCAAGAGAUUUAAGGCAAGAAUUAGCAGUACGGGAAAGGCAACAGGAAGUGACCAGGAAGUCAGCUCCUAGUUCCCCAACCUUGGACUGUGAGAAGAUGGAUUCAGCUGUCCAAGCAUCACUCUCACUGCCAGCAACACCUGUUGGGAAAAGCUGUGAGAACAGCUUUCCCUCUCCAAAAGCUCUUCCCAACGGUUUUGGUACCAGUCCCCUUACUCCCUCUGCCAGAAUAUCUGCGCUCAAUAUUGUAGGUGAUCUCCUAAGGAAAGUUGGGGCCUUGGAAUCGAAAUUAGCUGCUUGUAGAAACUUUGCGAAGGACCAGGCAUCGCGGAAAUCUUACAUUUCAGGGAACAUAAACAGCAGCAUGAUCAACAGCAAUGGCAUGAAGUUCUGUCAUUCAGGACACACGACAUUCUAUGACAAAGCCCCCUGUAGUCUUCUCCCUGCCCCCAAUUGUCGCUGGAUCCUGAAACAGCCACGCAUGUUUAUGGACCCAACCCAAUCUGCUGCUGCCGCUGCCUUAUGAAUGGCCUGUGGUUGGGUGGUGGGACUGAUUGAGGUAACUCACACAUUGCUCUAUUGCUGGCUUUGCUGCUGUUCUGCUAGUAGCAAUUGUUUACACUGUUGACUGCCUAUGGUGCAUUGGAAUUGAGUGGCUGUUAAAUUGGGGUGUGGUGGGUACUGUCCUACCUAGUUACAUGCAGGAACAACUUGUUAAAGGCUGCUUAUAUUAUAAUAGUAGUAGUAGUAGUAAUAAUAAUAAUAAUAAUAAUUUAUUUAUUUAUACCCCGCCCAUCUGGCUGGGUUUCCCCAGCCACUCUGGGCGGCUUCCAACCGAAUAUUAAAAACAGUACAGCAUCGAACAUUAAAAACUUCCCUAAACAGGACCGCCUUCAGUUGUCUUCUAAAAGUAGAAUAGUUGCUUAUUGCCUUGACAUCUAUUGGGAGGGAGUUCCGCAGGGCGGGUGCCACUACCAAGAAGUUCCUCUGUCUGGUUCCCUGUAACCUCACUUCUCGCAAUGAGGGAACCGCCAGAAGGCCCUUGGUGCUGGAUCUCAGUGUCCGGGCUGAAUGAUGGCGGUGGAGACGCUCCUUCAGGUAUACAGGACCGAGGCCAUUUAGGGCUUUAAAGGUCAGUACCAACACUUUGAAUUGUGCUCGGAAACGUACUGGGAGCCAGUGUAGAUCUCUCAGGACCGGUGUUAUGUGGUCCCGGCGGCCACUCCCAGUCACUAGUCUAGCUGCCGCAUUCUGGAUUAAUUGCAGUUUCCGGGUCACCUUCAAAGGUAGCCCCACGUAGAGUGCAUUGCGGUAGUCCAAGCGGGAGAUAACCAGAGCAUGCACCACUCUGGCGAGACAGUCCAUUGGCAGGUAGGGUCUCAGCCUGCGUAUCAGAUGGAGCUGGUAGACAGCCGCCCUGGACACAGAAUUAACCUGUGCCUCCAUGGACAGCUGUGAGUCCAAAAUGACUCCCAGGCUGCACACCUGGUCCUUCAGGGGCACAAUUACCCCAUUCAGGACCAGGGAGUCCUUCACACCUGCCCACCUCCUGACCCCCCAAAACAGUACUUCUGUCUUGUCAAGAUUCAACCUCAAUCUGUUAGCCGCCAUCCAUCCUCCAACCGCCUCCAGGCACUCACACAGGACCUUCACCACCUUCACUGGUUCUGAUUUAAAAGAGAGGUAGAGCUGGGUGUCAUCUGCAUAUUGAUGAACACCCAGCCCAAACCCCCUGAUGAUCUCUCCCAGCGGCUUCAUAUAGAUAUUAAAAAGCAUGGGGGAAGAGAAUGGAAUCUGAGGCACCCCACAAGUGAGAGCCCAGGGGUCUGAACACUCAUCCCCCAACACCACUUUCUGAACACGGCCCAGGAGGAAGGAGCGGAACCACAGUAUGACAGUGCCCCCAGCUCCCAACCCCUCUAGACGGUCCAGAAGGAUGUUAUGGUCGAUGGUGUCAAAGGCCGCUAAGAGAUCCAGCAGGACUAGGAAACUGCUCUCACCUUUGUCCCUAGCCUGCCGGAGAUCAUCGAUCAUAUAUGGAAAGUUAACUAAGUCAGCUGUUGAAACUUCACAAGUGAGCUUGUUGGAAAUUUUGACUGAACCAGAGAAUAAACCAAUCAUUGAUGUCCUUGUAAUGUUGAGAAUUGGUGGUAGCUGAUAAGUGGCUGAGAUGACUUCAUGCGAACUCGUCUUUUGAACUCGUUAGACUAGGGAUGAGGAACCACAGGCCUGUGGGGUAUAUGUCAUCCCUAAGACAUCCCCCUCUGGCCUACAGUGUCCCCUUCCCUGCUACAAUUAAAUAUGAAAAAAGGCUGUUCCCAGAGCAUUUGUUUGUCACAGCUAGGAAGGAAAGUGUCAGCACUCCCUUUGCACCCAAACACCCCGUGCUCUGCAAUUAAACUUGAUAAAUAGCCUUCUGUGCCCUCAGUAGAAGGUUUUUCUCAAGCCUAAUUAUGAUGGCCCAUCACACCCCAUUUGCAGUCUCAAGAAGAUCAUCCUUCCUCCAGGAGUUGGGCUUCAAAACCCCAAAAAUACUGUUUUCAAGCCAAGUUCGUUGGGGGAGUGAAUGCAUGUGAUAUGAAGGCAGGUGUGUGUGUGUGUGUGUGUACAAUCCCUGGAGGGUUUAGAUCUCAUCCUGCUUUAGAUCUCAUUGCCAAGAGUACAGUUGGGUGUGUUCCUUGCUUGCAUUGUAGUAGAACACGUUUCUAUUGCAGAAUGAGAGCACCAUCAGCAGAGCACGCUUUAGAUCCCAGCCCAAGCCAGAAUUCUAUGCUGGUGUCUUUGUUAGCAUUAAUGUAUAGCGUUAUCAAAUUCUAAACACAUCUGUAUUGAUGUUGUACAAGCUAGUACUAUAAAUGGUCUCUGGUAGGCCAUUAAGGACCACUGACAAUAUUACUAGAAAUAUAUACAAUGUACAUGAAUGCCAGUUGUGCAGGCACAACCCUUGACAGCAAAGUGUUCCCAAAGCAAGGUAAACUGGAUUGAUUUUAGGCAACUCUAAUCUUGCUGUUUUAGUGCUAUGCUUGGUGGAAUUUGGAAAGCUUUAAUACUAGUUCCUACAUUGACUUCAAGAACCUCAACUUCAUUAGUGAUGCCUGGAAGUCUUUUGACGUAACAGAUGUUUUCAAUAUGAAUUGUUUCCAUCUCUCCUUUCUGGAUAGGUCAGAUUCCCUGCACAUUUCAUGGGUAAUUGCAACUGUUUUGGUGUGAUGCCUGAUGCUUGGAGAUGAGUGUGUGUCACCUAUCAGGAAAGCGUGGGGCUGACAGACUAAUCUUGUGACUGAAUUGGUUUUUGGUUUUUAUUGCCAUGUAACUAGAUUUAUAGAUUUUACGUAACAGGAUGCUAUACUUCUGUUGAACUCGUCCUUUUCAUGCAUGUCAUUUGAAUGGGACAAAUAUGUGCCAGAUUUGAGGUGUGUGUUGUGUACAGAAAUAAAACUUCCGGAAAUUUGCAAACCAUGGAAAAACAAACCUCCAGAAAUUUUGAGACAAAAUAAUAUAUAUAUAAGUACUUAUUUAUCAAUUUCGAACUUGAAUAUAAAAUGUUUUAUGUAAAUGUUAGUACUUUAGCAAACAGUAAAAUUUAA